CGCGUGGCAACGGUUGCGUUGAUGCUGCAUCUCCAUGGCGACGGCCUGCCUCCGUCCCUUGCCCUGAGCAUCCCGGCCGGUCAUUCUGUCCGGCCUUUCUCUCUCUCUCUCUCUCUCUUUCUCUCCGGCCAUGGAGAAGAAGCAGCAGCCAGGGCCAGUGCCGGGUCCGGGGCCCUGCCCGGUGGUGGCCCCCAAGAAGCGUCCCCGCGGGGAGUUCCCACGGCCCCCGCGCCGCCUGCGCCGCUCCGCCAGCCAGAUCUGCCCCCCGCCCCGCCGGCCCAUGACCCUGGCCGACCUCAGCCCCGGGUGCGAGAACGAGCGCCUCGGCGUCGCCCGCCACACCAUGCUCCAGAACCCACGCAUCGCCAAGCCCGAAGUGGGGAAGCCCCGCCGGAGCUGCUAUACCCUUCCGGGCUAUGACUUCAAUUAUGGGCUGUAUUUGCAUGGACUGGAUGGAGGCGUCCCGGAAGCGAUCGGGGGCUGGGCCUGUGCGCAGCCGCGGGAGGUGCCGGCGAAGGAGAAGCCGCGGGACUACGAGACGAGCAACGCGCGGGGUGCGGCGGCGGGGAUGGUGCGGCCGCUGGAGCAGCGGCUCUUCAACCGCCAGAAGGACAUCCGCCUCCACCGCGAGGACGAGCGCCGGUUCAAGACCGGCCCCCCCCCUGUGCCCCCCGGGGUCACCUACGGGCGCCCCGCAAGGCCUUCCACUCCCUUCUUCGACCUUCUGCAGCACAAAUACAAGGAGGACUGGAUGGAGGAGCAGAGGGCUCUCAUCAAGGCCGAGAAGGCCGAAAAACAGGAAAAGAAACGGAGGGGAAGGAGCUAUGACACGCGGACGACCAUAUUAAGGCGGUACCAGUUCCCAAUGGGUCGGGACCCUCUCUGGACAAUGAAUCUUUUCCAAAAGGUUGGGCCGCACCUGAGCACCUUUGGGGACCGGGACUCCCGCCUGCGGGCCAUGGCGGCCUUCCGCUCGGAGGUCCCGGUCCGGAUCGGGACCCUGGCCCAGGGACUCUACACCACCGGCCGGUGAGGAUGGACGGACGAAGGGUCGUGAGACAGACGCCUUCCCUGAAGGACACACCAGAGAAUAAACUCUAUAUUAAAAUUUUGCUUUGUUGUGGA
Molecule: messenger RNA, 1125 nt
Organism: Anolis carolinensis (green anole)
Lineage: Eukaryota; Metazoa; Chordata; Lepidosauria; Squamata; Anolidae
Gene: cfap77
Product: cilia and flagella associated protein 77
Exons: 6
Coding region: 131-1033 (300 amino acids)
Source: RefSeq, a predicted model, not a curated record